AUGACACCGGUUCCCAAGCGGCGGGCCGUUGGUCCAUCCGAGCGGGCAGCCAGACUCGUAAGCAGCCAGCGCGCACACAAAAACAAGGUGAAGCACCGCAUCAUUCACCUCGAAUCCAGGCUCCUCGCCACAGAAUGCAAGCUUGAGCGGGCCCUGUCUGCCAUAUCUACUCUGUCAGGCGAACUGCGCGCCGUCAUUGAGCAGAACAAGCGCCCGCAGCCGCGGCGGUGCAGCUCCGAGCCCCCCACCAGCAACCCGUCGUCGUCGCGCGCGGCGCAAAUGUCCGAGGCCGCCUCUCGCGCGCAAAGGGAGCACGUUCAGAAGCUCACUCUCCCCUGGGAGAACGACGCCAACCCAGAGGACUUUUCGUGGAGCUCCGCCUUUUUGGAGGGCGUCAACGUCCGCGGGCGCGGGCACACGGGGCCGGUCGCGGGGGGUGAGACGUGGGAAGAAGCGGACGAGUCGACCACGGCCACAAACGACACGGGCAGCCAGGACACACAUGCCACCCCGGCGUCGACGGAAGGCCUCGCGGAGGAGCUGCCGCAUGAAUCGUACGAUAGCCUUGACAUUGCCGCUAUGCGGGAUUGGAUCGAUCCCCAGUUUGAGAAGCCGUAUGGGACGCCGGACGAUGGCAGGAUACAGCCGUCGUCGCUGUUUGCGCUGAUGGAUUUUAUCAGUAGUUAG
Molecule: messenger RNA, 687 nt
Organism: Metarhizium acridum CQMa 102
Lineage: Eukaryota; Fungi; Ascomycota; Sordariomycetes; Hypocreales; Clavicipitaceae
Source: RefSeq, a predicted model, not a curated record